AUGUCGGCUCAGGAGUCUCCUAUUCCCGAAACAUCUCCACCCUUCCACUGUAACACCCAGGGGUAUGCCACUACUUCGUACGCCCCUCCAGCUCCACCCCCCAAACAGAACCCUCCUCCGCCCGUGGCUCCAAUCUUUGUGGCUCCCGCUCCAGCUCCAUUACAAAGGUCCUCGAGUGAACCAUUCUUCCAAGCCCAUGGCGGUCAAUAUUACCCGCCUGAGCCCACCUUCAGAGCUCUUGAGCCGUACUCAUAUAGCCCACACUUCGAGAUCCCAGAAGCAGUAGAUAAACCAGCCAAAAAUGCUGAGCAUGAGGAAGUGAUCAGAAAAUUCAAAAGCCUGGAGCAAUCCUUCCGGAACAUGCACGGGUUGGGCAGCCAAGUCAGUGUUGCUUACAAAGAUCGAUGCCCGUUCCCUGACGUCCAACUGCCCGCAGGAUUCAAAAUGCCCAAAUUCGACUUGUAUGAGGGACACGGUGACCCAGUGGCCCAUCUUCGGGGAUUUUGCAGUAAAAUGAGAGGUGCCGGGGGAAAAGACGAGUUGCUAAUAGCAUACUUUGUUCCAGAUCGUCUGUCAUUGCUGAAAUUUGAGAAGAAGCCAGGAGAAAGUUUUAGAGAAUUUGGUUUCCGACGGAGGGAACAAACUUCCAGGGUAGAUCCUCCAAUGAGGGAGAACGAGACGGUGGACUAUUUUUUGCAAACCUUGGAGCCGACGUACUUCGAACAUCUAGUGACGUCUGUGGGGAAAUCUUUUAAUGAAGUGCUGAAGAUGGGCGCCAUGAUCGAAGAGGGUCUAAAGUCUAACAAAAUCCUGAGUUAUUUAGCAUUGAAAGAAACCACACAGGCCAUACAGAGCCGCACUAGUGGUGUGUUGGGAAAGAAGAAGAAAGAAGAAGUGGCUACAGUGGAAACCGGCACCUGGUCCAGGUGUAACAACCCUCCACCUUACUAUAGCCAACCUAGACCCCACUCCUCAAAUUACCCAUAUACUACAUAUAGCCCACCCCAAUAUUACUACCCGCCACCAGAACCACACUUCUCAGUUCACCAUGCCCAAAUGUAUACCCAGCCUCCGGCGCACCCCCAAUGGCGUGCACCGGCACCCCAAAACACAUAUACUCCCCCACAAAACACCCAUCUACACCCCAGGGCUAACAGACCAGGACCUGGCUUCCGUCCGAAUCAAGCUUUUCAGAAUGAGAAGGCCCCUAACAGAAGAAAUUUUACCCCAUUAGGAAACUCUUACACGGCCAUAUUCCAUAGGUUGAAACAUAUGGAGAUUUUAGCCCCAAUCGAGCCUAAAGUACCAAACCCACCUCCCAGAAACCUGGACCAGUCUGUUAGUUGUGAGUAUUGCUCGGGAAUGCUGGGGCAUGCGACUGAGAAAUGUUGGAAGCUGAAAAAUGUAGUGCAGUACCUUAUUGAUAACCAUCGUAUUGAGGUGCAGGCGCCGGAGGUGCCAAACAAUAAUCAGAAUCCACUGCUAGUACAUUAUGAGACCAAUAUGAUUGAGCUAGUGCACAAGGAUGGGGAAAUGCAGAAGCCAUCACAAACCGUGAUGAUGAUUCGCGCUGUGGAAACUAGCUCAAAAGAAAAGCUGACUAGGAUACAUUCGUGGGUGAAGUUGAAAGGUGCAAGUGAUAAACCAGUGAUAGUAAUAGGAAAAGAAUUGUUCGUCAUUGCAAAGAAACUGGAACUGGCCAAGCUUGUGGUAAAAGGGGCAUCAUCUGCGCCCGUGGCUUAUGUGAAAGGGGCCUACAUAGAGCCGGUAAUCAUCAAACUGGUGGUCCAGUUACCUGUGGUUGAUAGCAAGGCUGUGCCGUGGAAAUACAAAAAGGUAGUUGUGACCUAUAAAGGGAAGGAAAUUGAGGAAGAGAGUUGUGAGGUGCAGAGGUUGACUCGGUCGGGGCGUUGCUUCGCUCCCGAAGAGUUGAGAAAGGCUAGGGCUACUAAAGACAGUCCAGCGCAGGUUAAAAAGGCCGUCACAGAAGAGGAAGCAGAAGAAUUUUUAAGAAAAAUGAAAGUACAAGAUUAUUCCAUUGUCGAACAACUGAGAAAGACGCCUGCUCAUAUCUCGUUAUUGUCACUAUUGAUUCACUCUGAUGAACACCGUCGGGCUUUGAUGACGAUUUUAAAUGAAGCUCAUGUGCCUGAUAAGAUUUCAGUGAACCAUUUGGAGACCAUUGCUACCAAGAUGUUUGAAGUGAACACGAUAAUGUUCUCGGAUGAUGAGUUACCCAUAGAAGGAACAACGCAUAAUAGAGGCCUUUACUUGACAGUCAAAUGUGAAGAUUCGGUGGUGACCAGGGCGUUUAUUGAUAAUGGGUCUAGUGCCAACAUUGUUCCGAUGUCCACCCUGAACAAGCUAAAGAUUGAUAAUGAUCGAAUCCGCAGGAACAAUGUAUGUGUUUGA
Messenger RNA from Nicotiana tabacum (common tobacco), 2412 nucleotides. The record is from RefSeq and is a predicted model, not a curated record. Lineage: Eukaryota; Viridiplantae; Streptophyta; Magnoliopsida; Solanales; Solanaceae.